Messenger RNA from Fonsecaea pedrosoi CBS 271.37, 1593 nucleotides. RefSeq lists its product as uncharacterized. NCBI's taxonomy places the organism in Eukaryota, Fungi, Ascomycota, Eurotiomycetes, Chaetothyriales, Herpotrichiellaceae. The record is from RefSeq and is a predicted model, not a curated record. The transcript has 7 exons. Gene Ontology annotation, molecular function: transmembrane transporter activity. Gene Ontology annotation, biological process: transmembrane transport. Gene Ontology annotation, cellular component: membrane. The coding region runs from base 1 to 1593 and encodes 530 amino acids.
AUGGAAGAUAUCGGUGUCAAAAUACCCGCCGACCAUGUCGAAGGCAAAGUCGACGUGGGCGACUUGAAGAACGACAGGGCCAACAAAAUCCUCAGCGAAGCAGCAGGACAACGCAUCGUCCUCACCCCCGAGAACAACUCUCGAGUCCUGAGAAAGAUCGAUUUAUACAUACUCCCAGUGGUGCUUGGGAUCUAUUUCCUGCAGGCUUUGGACAAGGCCACAUUGGCCUACGCCUCGGUGUUUGGCCUUGUCGAGGACACCAAUCUCGUCGGCCACGAGUAUUCCUGGCUGGGCGCUGUCGUCUACCUUGCGCAGCUGGUGGCGCAGCCUCUGAUUGCCUAUGCACUGGUCAAGUUGCCGCUGGGGAAGUUUCUCGCCGUCAUCGUCUUGCUCUGGGGUAUUUCCUUGUCAGCCAUGCCAGCAGCGCACAACUUUGCAGGCUUGCUGGUGUGUCGGUUAUUCCUGGGCCUGUUCGAGGCCGGCGUGGCUCCCGCUUUCAUCGCUCUCACUCAGAUGUGGUGGCGGCGACGAGAGCAACCCGUCAGGCUCGGAGCCUGGUAUGCGAUGAACGGCAUCACCAACAUUGUUGGCUCCCUGUUGACUUAUGGAAUUGGCCACAUUCACUCGAGUUCACUUAAGCCUUACCAGAUUAUUUUCCUAUUCUUUGGCUUAAUCACGGUUGUUUUCUCCGUGGUAGUUUGGUUUUUCCUCCCGGAUUCCCCUAUUACCGCGCAUUUCCUCAAAGGCGAAGACAAGUUGAUUGCCAUCGAGAGGCUGAGGGCAAACAACCAGGGUGUCGAAGGUACUGAAUGGAAAUGGACUCAUGUCAAAGAAGCAGCCCUCGAUAUCAAGACAUGGCUCUGGGCGGCCAUGAUGUUUACCAUCUCUGUGCCGAGUGGCGGCGUCUCGACCUUUGGCCCACUGAUUGUGAAGAACUUUGGCUUUGAUCAGUUCGAAACGAUUCUUCUGAACAUGCCCUUUGGUGCCGUCCAGCUGAUCGCUACUAUGGGAGGUGCAUGGGCCGCAACAGCCUUGAAGCUCAAGUCUCCUGUCCUGGCAUUCCUCAGUCUCCCACCCAUUGCAGGCUGCGCCAUGCUUUUGCAUCUUCCGCGAGAUGCAUCAGCCAAAGCGCCACUGUUGGUGGCCUACUACUUGAUUUCGGUCUACCCCGGCAUCACACCCUUGAUCUAUUCCUGGUCUGCGGCAAACCCAGCUGGGGAGACGAAGAAGAAGGUCACGACUGGCGCACUCUUCAUCGCCCAAUGCGCCGGCAACGUGCUUGGACCCAAUCUAUAUACUACUGGAGAAGCGCCACUCUAUCACAGAGGCUUACUGUCCAAUCUUGCCCUCUUUGUCGUCCUCAUAGGCCUCUACGCCGCCCAGGUCGGCUACUUGCUCGUGCUCAACAAACGACACGGGAAGACCAGAGAGAGCAUGGGCAAGCGCGCUGUCUUGGUCGACAAAUCCAUGAAUCGGGUCCAAGCAGCAGCGAUGGAUGGCGCUCCUGAAGAGCAGGACGAAGAAAUGACGGGCCACCAUGCGUUCGAUGACAAAACGGACUGGGAGAAUGAGGAUUUCAUUUUCGUCUAUUAG